GGGUGGCGUAGCGGCAGCGAGGUGACAGCUGAACGGGAGGUGGAGGAGCAGCAUCGCGGUCCGGAGCCUCGACAACACUCGCUACUAAACUCCCGGUUUUAAAGAGCCGCACCGACCCGUUGCACCGUGAGACGCCUUCCUCCAACCACCGGGGGCCGGGUGUGACUCCACCAGCGGAUAUAAACGCAUAUAAACUUCCUUUUUUUCCACCGAGCGAACAGGGACCGUGUCCGGAUGUGCCAGCCGUGUCGGGUGUUUCGCAUGGCGCAGCCACCUUUUUCCUGAAGCGGGGUAUCCUUCGUGUUCGCAGGGGUCGGAGGAGGCCCUCGGGUCGGCAGCUUAUCCCACUAUCGCCUCUCGUAGACGUCCGCAUUUACCGAUUUGAGGGAGGAAAAAAUAAAACGAUUUAACGACAUGAUUGAGCAAUAAGAAGAAGAAGAAGAGGAAGAAGAAGACGCACGUCCUGACUGACCCAGAGAGAGAGAGAGAGAGAAGAAGAAGUCGUCUCUGUGUUUUUGUUUCCUUCCUUUCAAAUCAACGUCGUGCGCUUCCAGUGGCUGUUUCCUGGGAGGAGGAGGACACAGGGAAUAAUCGUACCCUUGUGCAUGAGUGUGUGCGCCUGUGAGUGUGUGUGAACCCCCUCCGAGGACCGGGUCAACCUUCGAGAUGACGGGCAGCACCCCAGCGGACAUGAUAAACCUGCGGCUUAUUUUAGUCAGCGGCAAGACAAAAGAAUUCCUCUUCUCUCCAAAUGAGUCGGCUGCAGACAUCGCCAAACACGUCUACGAUAACUGGCCGAUGGACUGGGAGGAAGAGCAGGUCAGCAGUCCUAACAUCCUGAGGCUCAUCUACCAGGGACGUUUUCUACACGGCAACGUAACUCUAGGAGCCCUCAAACUGCCCUUGGGGAAGACCACAGUGAUGCAUUUAGUUGCCAGAGAGACUUUGCCUGAGCCAAAUUCCCAAGGUCAGAGGAACAGAGAGAAGACCGGGGAGAGUAACUGCUGUGUCAUCCUGUAAAUACACACCUCCGCUGCCAGCCCUCUUUACCCCGCUCAUCGCCUCUCGCCCUCGACGUUCUGGACCCAAUGAGCUCGUCCCUGUCCUGUCCUGGAGUCUGUCCACCCUGCGGACAUGCACACGGACAAACAAAUACGCUCUCCUCCUCCUCUCCAUCUUCUUUUCCUCUUCCUCUUCUUCUUCCCUCUUUCAUACACUCACACGUAACAUGGAGAGACAGCAGGUGCAGUCAGGCUGAUCCAGAGUCAGGAGCAGAAAAACGAUAGAGUUGAUUCCUUCGUUGCAACUUGAUUUGUUGUCAUAACGGAAAAUUAGAGGAAGGAAUUCGAUUUGCAUGUUUUUUUUGUUCUUUCUCUCUUAAUGCACACCUUUUAAAGCCUUCUGCCACACACAUACAGACACACGCACACACACUCACACACACACACGCACACACACACACACACACACACACACACACACACACACACACACACACACACACACACACACACACACACACACACACACACUCACACACACACUCACACACACACACUCAUGCACAGACAUGGACACAUUGUCAAGCCAUCCUCAGCAGCUCUGUUCAAAGUCAGUCUCUAUGCGGCUCCUCAUUCUAGCUGGUUGUAAAAGUGAUGCAGUGCCACAGUUUGUGUGCGUGGCCUUGUUUUGUCGUACAGACUGCAGAGAUUUUUAACCACUAACAACACACACACACACACACACACACACACACACAGAGACAACGUCAAUGUGCUUGUGUGAUCUCCCUCAGUGCAGCAGAUGAAGCUUAGACGUGCCUGAUCAGAGAACUCAAACCAGGACACACACACACAAACACACACACACACCUUGUGUCCUUUAUACUGCCCUCCUCUGCAUGUGCCCUUAAAGGUCACAAACAAGAACGUCCUUUUUGUCUGCAGAGCGCUGUGGAGAGAGCGAACACGUCUCUCUCUCCACAGCCGGUCGCAUUUCUAGCCAAACGCGGCCUAAACAAACAGACAAACAGCCAAACAACCAGUGUUGGGCCUCUUGUUUUGGGUUCAUCGUUUGUCCGUGUGUGUUUUGACAGUCCGUGCAUAGAACUGACCGACCAGUGUUGUGAUGAAUUAAACGUCACGACAGCUCCCCCCCCCCCUAAAAGGAAAGGCUCGUCGCGCUCCCGUUUUUUAACAGUGUUGUGAAGGAUCUCUCUGACAGCUGCUGUACGAGCAGGGAAAUUAGCUCUGAAUGAAAUUUGCUCCUUAGUCGUCUUAAUUUGCUUCGUUCCCCCCCCCCCCUCUCUCUUUCUCUCUCUCUCUCUCUCUCUCUCUCUCUCUCUCUCUCUCUCUCUCUCUCUCUCUCUCUCUCACUGCAUUAAUAAAUCCUUUUUGCACAACUGAAGCACGUGCUCCCUCAUCAGAUUAUGAAAAAAAUUGUACAAAAAGUUCUACGGUUUUAUUUUAUAUUUUUCCAAUGGAAGUGAAUUUCCGGUCAAAGGUAACGUGUAGAAUAUAUUUAAUAUGAAUCUUACAUAGAACACGAUGACUCUAGAUCUUAUUGAUAUACAGUAUCAUUGGUGUUUAGUCUAUGAUUGUGUAUGCGGUUUCGCUUCUAGCCAGUUCACAGUCACUCGCUGACAACGUCUUGUGCUAACCGGCAGAAAAGAUCCUCCCUAAUCAUCGACCGACUGUAUUCUUACUUUUCUUUCUUCUGUUUCUCAUUUGUUUCUUUUUCUUUUUUCAUUUUGUUUAUAAUUUAAUGUAAUGCUUUUUUCUUUCUGUGUGUGUUUGUGUGUUUUUUUGUUGUUGUUUUUUUUCUUUGCUUUGAAAGAAUCGCUUUGUAACAGCACUAGGUCUUAAAAAAAAAUAUAUAUUGUUUAUAUUGAUCAGGGUUCAAAUCUGUACAGAGAUAAAUGUUUUCAAACCAAUUGUAAAUAGCACUAAUGCUCCCUGUCCCUCCUCCGAACUUCAAAAUGGAAUAAACAUCUGUAAACUAAAUAAAGAUUAUUGAAGUGC
Molecule: messenger RNA, 3020 nt
Organism: Pleuronectes platessa (European plaice)
Lineage: Eukaryota; Metazoa; Chordata; Actinopteri; Pleuronectiformes; Pleuronectidae
Gene: ubl3a
Product: ubiquitin-like 3a
Exons: 5
Coding region: 667-1020 (117 amino acids)
Molecular function (GO): protein binding
Source: RefSeq, a predicted model, not a curated record